UUAUUACCCUGCUACAAGCUACUAAGUUACUACUGGAUGCUUGCUGCACUGCUGCUGCUGCUCACCACUCUCACUGCUGCUGCUGCUGCUACUAAUAGUAGACUAACUCAACUUCUGUCUCUUGUCUCUCUCUCUCUCUCUCUCUCUCCCUCCACUUCCUCUUCCUCUUUACCUUCACCUCAUCCUCUUUCUUCUCUCUUCCUUCCCCUCCCCUCUUCCCUUAUCUCUUCUUCUUUCUUCACCAUCCCUCUCCUUUGGAAUAAAUCUUUCUCUCCCCCCUCCCUCUUUCCUCUCGUCGCUCCUGAUCAUUCCUUCAGGUCGACGAUCACGCCUCCUUGUCUCAAUCACUUGGCUCAUCUGUCAUUCUCUCUCUGUCAGAUAUCGCUUUGCCUGGUGUGUCCUUUUUGGAAACUACCACGUUCAAGAGAAUCGUAUCAGUAAUUCUCUGAUGGGAGAAACUAUUAUUGUGUUCUCCUUUCCGUUUUUUUUCAGAAUUAAG
This is a messenger RNA of Aspergillus neoniger CBS 115656, 499 nucleotides long. RefSeq lists its product as uncharacterized. The transcript has a single exon. The coding region runs from base 37 to 441 and encodes 134 amino acids. NCBI's taxonomy places the organism in Eukaryota, Fungi, Ascomycota, Eurotiomycetes, Eurotiales, Aspergillaceae. The record is from RefSeq and is a predicted model, not a curated record.